GAAGCCUGAUCCUGCGCCGCAACGAAGACAAGCCACGCUUCCGAAGCAUUGUCCACGCAGUGCAGGCUGGCAUCUUUGUGGAGAGGAUGUACAGACGAACCUCCAACAUGACUGGUUUCAGUUAUCCUCCAAAUGUCAUCACUGUUCUCAAGCAUGUAGACAUGUGGUCCUUUGAUGUUUUUGCAUUGAAUGAUGCCAGCGGAGACCACGCUCUGAAAUUUGUCUUCUAUGAACUACUCACCAGAUACGACUUGAUCAAUCGUUUCAAGGUCCCCAUCUCUGCCCUCAUAUCAUUUGUGGACUCGUUGGAGGUGGGCUACAGCAAAUACAAGAACCCCUACCACAACCUGAUGCAUGCUGCCGACGUCACACAGACCAUCCAUUACUUCCUUCUCAAGACUGGCAUAGUGCACUGGCUAACUGAGUUGGAAAUCUUUGCCAUAAUCUUUGCAGCUGCCAUCCAUGACUUUGAACAUACAGGGACCACCAAUAACUUUCAUAUUCAGACCAGGUCAGACACAGCCAUGUUGUACAAUGACCGAGCCGUUCUGGAGAACCACCAUGUCAGUGCUGCCUAUCGCCUUCUACAGAACGAUGACGAAAUGAACAUCCUCUCUAAUCUUUCCAAAGAUGACUGGAGAGAGCUGCGGACUCUGGUAGUGGAGAUGGUGCUGGCCACUGACAUGUCGUGCCACUUCCAGCAGAUCAAAGCCAUGAAAGGCCUUUUGCAACAGCCUGAGGCGAUUGACAAACCAAAGGCCUUAUCCCUGCUUCUGCACACCGCUGACAUCAGCCACCCAGCCAAACGCUGGGAACUUCAUCACCACUGGACCACAUCCCUACUAGAGGAGUUCUUCAGACAGGGUGAUAAAGAAGCAGAGCUGGGUCUACCUUUCUCUCCUCUCUGUGACCGCAAAUCCACCAUGGUGGCCCAGUCCCAAAUCGGAUUCAUCGACUUCAUUGUGGAGCCAACGUUCACAGUACUGACGGAAAUGAUCGAGAAGAUUGUGACGCCGCUCAUCGAGGAGGCGUCUCGCUCUGGAUUGACGGGCUUCAGGCACUCUAGUAUCAACAGUAUUAGUGGCAGUGAUGGCAAACAUUCCAGUGUGAAGAGUACAGGCUCAGACGGCAGCUGCUCUCUGACCACAGUGGACUUCAAAAGCUUCAAGGUCACAUGGAACCAAGAGAUUCAUCACAACAGAGAAUUAUGGAAAGCCCAGGCAGCUAAAGAUGUAAAGAUCAGGAAGGAGGGAGAGGAGGAUGGUCAAAAAAAGAAGGAAACAGAAGAGGAGAAAAAGCCAAGAACUGUUGACGGAGCCAACACGGGACAGGAGGAGGCGGGGGACAGGCCGCAGCAGGAGGAGCAACAGCCUAAAAAGGGGGAAGGAGACAAAAAUCCAGGAAGGGCUGUGGGCUCCUUGCAGGGAUCAGACCCAAAUGACGCAGACAAGAGGAAACCUGAGAGCCACACAGAUAAGCAGCAGCGGCAGAGUCAGAAUGACCCUCAACCUGACUGUCCUCUAAUCCAUUGCUACAAGAGACCCAGCUACUGUGCCAGCUCCUACCGGCUGGUCAGGUCAAAGGUCACUGAGAUGCGGCCCAUCGAUGCCAGAGGAAAAGCCAGGAGACUGCAGCGCAUCUCCCUGCGUCGCAGAAAGUGACCAGUAUAGUAUACUGGAGAGUUCAACAUCAGUAUGAUGUCACAUCACAAAAUACUCCUGCAUGAUUGUCUCUCUUUAUAUUUGCAUAUUGCAGCCUUAUAUUCCAGCUGAUCUUGCUGCUGCCCUCUGCUGGUGAUGUCUUUCCCCUUUAUCACUGCCAUCUCCUUUCUCUUUGUACAGUGGUUAGCACUGUCCCCUCACAGCAAGAAGGUUCCAGGUUCAAAUCCUGUGUCAUCCUGGGCUUUUCUGUGUGGCGUUUGCAUGUUCUCCCUGUGCCUACGUGGGUUCUGUCCAAGUUCUCCGGCUUCCUCCCACAGUCCAAAGACGUGCAGGUCAGGCUAUUUGGUAACCAUUUCAGAUGAGCAGUAUAGAUGAUGAAUGGAUGGAUGGAUGGAUUUAUAUUUUAUUGUCUGUGGGCAUACCCAUUGCUUGUACUGCUUGACCUCCUCUCCCAGCCAGGUGUGAACAUUUAUGUGCUCUUUUAUCUAGCUGUGCUAAGCAGUAAGCUUAUUCUUAUUGUUUGUUUUUGCCUAUUUUGUUAUGUUCAGGGCUGCAUAUAGAAUCUCAGUACUAAUGGUACUCUAAUGUGUCUAGCACUGAGAAUCAGAAACUCAUAGCUACUGAGAGCUGAACUGUUUUAAUUAAACGCUCCUCAGUCAUUUGAUGCGUUUAAAUCAGCAUCAAGAAGAUACAGUUAAAUGUCUCUGGAAUUAUAAGUGUGUGAAAGUUAGAGCUAGCAUUGUAUGAAUGCGUGUGUGAGCGGGGCUUUGUGGAAAACAAAAUGGAUUUACGUUUUUUGGCUUAAGGCCUCACUGACAUACAUGAUGUGUAUGUUUUUAUUCUAAAAUCUUCAGAUAUCAGUUAUCUCCCAUGGUUAUUUCUCCCAAAGGGGAUGCAGUUUAUUUUAUCUCCCUCUGGCAGCUUUUUUUUUUUUUUUUUUUAACAUAUGGGCACAAACACUAUAAUUUCCAGCAAGAAAGCUGUAAAACCAGUUGACUUCAGGAGUUUGUUAUUGUAAAAGAAGUAAUGCCCUUACAGUUGAUAUUUUUUUAUUCUUUAUAUUUCAUUUCUUUUCACCCUUGUGGCAAGGCUCUGAUUCCCAGUAAAACAGAAAUAAAUAGAACUGUUAUCCCACUAAAAGUGUAUUCCAUAUGUGACUUUAACCCCAAUGCCCUAGAUGUUUUUGUACAUUACUUAAAUUUAAUUUCAUGUGUUUCACAAGACUAAUGUAAAUUUGUGUCAGGGAACUGAAGUACCACCACAAAAACAUUAAAUUAUCUUUCUUUAAUUCUGGUGCAGUGAGGGGAGUAGAAAAAGACACAAUGUGAAAAUUGAAUUUUUGGUCAAAGCAACAUUUAAUGAGACUGAACAUAAAAAUAUAUUUUGACAACAAAAUAAAAAUUAA
This is a messenger RNA of Lates calcarifer (barramundi perch), 3066 nucleotides long. RefSeq names its product phosphodiesterase 1C, calmodulin-dependent a (gene pde1ca). The coding region runs from base 87 to 1661 and encodes 524 amino acids. The record is from RefSeq and is a predicted model, not a curated record. The transcript has 14 exons. Gene Ontology annotation, biological process: signal transduction. Lineage: Eukaryota; Metazoa; Chordata; Actinopteri; Centropomidae. Gene Ontology annotation, molecular function: 3',5'-cyclic-nucleotide phosphodiesterase activity.